Molecule: messenger RNA, 1117 nt
Organism: Salvia miltiorrhiza (redroot sage)
Lineage: Eukaryota; Viridiplantae; Streptophyta; Magnoliopsida; Lamiales; Lamiaceae
Exons: 1
Coding region: 192-968 (258 amino acids)
Cellular component (GO): plastid
Source: RefSeq, a predicted model, not a curated record
UUUGAGUCGAGUUCGAACAUUUUAAUAUUUAAAUGAAUUGAGCUCGAAUUUAUUGGUGUUCGAUUAAACUCGACUCAUUUAUACUCGUGAGCUCCUUGUGCCAGGUAAACCUAUGGCAAAAUAAUUGGAAAAAAAUAGGGACAAAAAGGAAUAAUGGAAGAUGAGGUCGAAUACGUUAUCCUAAUCUCAAGAUGGGUCCGCUUUCAAUCAAACUCCCAAUAUUCGCCGUUUCCUCCUCAAAGCCUCUCACUCCGCCGCCGCCGUCGCAGUCGCCGCAUCUCAAUGUCAGAUUCAGCUUCGUUCCAUCAAUAUCUUCGAGAAUUUCGCAUCGAGCCGCCGCCGUCGUCGGCAGUUUGCGCGCCUCAGCAACUCCGGCGCGCGAUAGAGUGAUCGAUUUCGGGAAAUACAAAGGGAGGAUGCUGGGGAGCCUGCCGUCGGCGUAUCUGAAAUGGGUGUCGAUGAAUCUACGGGCGGGCGAUACGGAGGAGUGGGCCAGGCUGGCGGACCGGGUGCUGGCCGACCCGGUCUACCGCGACCGCCUCGAGUGGGAGGCGGCGGAGAACAUUCUCAGCGGCAACGCCGCCGCCGCAGCCGCCGCCUCCGGCGGAAGCGCGCUGCUCGAGAUCAGCGAGAGGUUUGGGUGGGACAACGAGGAUAAGAGCGGGUGGAGCAAGGUGGAUUUCGGGCUGCUAGGGACGUCCAAGGGCGCCAGGAUUCCCCGCGCGGCGGCGCGUGAGGGGAGUUUGAAGAAGGAGGGGGAGGAGCGGAGGAACGAGAGCGGUGGAGGGGGGAGGAGAGGAGAGAGGAGGGAGAGAGUGAGGCGGCUGAGGGAGAAGGCGACUAGUGCCGGGACAACGAGGGAAGACGUGGAGAGUUCUUCUCCGGCGAGUGGCGGAGGCGCGGCGGGGAGUCCGUUUCCGGGGCGGGAGUCUCUGUUGAGAAAGGCUCUUAAUCGACAAAGAUUCUAGUCAAGUUUUUCCUUUUCUUUUUUUUUUACUCCAAUUUUUAAUUAAUAGUUGAAAUAGUAAUUUUCUAUGCACCACAUUUAAAAUGGUACUAUUAUUAAUGGUAUUUAUUUUCAUGAUUUAUAAAAGGUGUGAUUGAAUAUUCUUAAAAA